AUGUACUACGCUCCUUACCUGCCCAGUGCGAUACUCGUCAUAUCCGGCAUUGCAGCAGCAUACGCCCAGAAUCUGGUCCUGACGAAUGACGAUGGCUGGGCUGUGGCCCAAAUUCGCGCCCAAUACACAGCACUAACGGACGAAGGAUUCGAGGUGGUUCUUUCAUCGCCGGCCCUGGACAUGUCUGGCACAGGCUCAUCAACUAUGAUACCGCUUCCUCUGGACAUCACACCCUGCGAAUAUGAUUCCGGCGCAGCCGCCGAAGCAGCAACGAUCGGCGUCUCAUCUGUUGCAUUCGGCGGCACCAGCGGCUCGCAUGUCUCCUACACCACGCUCGCCAGCACGCCGAACGCCACCUCGACACUCUCUGCAUACUUUUAUGCCACACUCACCACACAGUUCAUUCACACGUUCCUAAGCGGCGGCUCUGCCCCCGUGCUACCCCCGGAGACGUUUGUGAGCGUGAACUACCCGGCUAUCAGUGCGUGUGCUGAGCCGGUGGACGCACGCUGGGUGCUCGCACGAAACCUGGCGAACCCAUUCGCUGAGGACAUCGAGACGUGCGGGACGACGUCGCUUCCCACGGAGAACGAUGUCCUGGGAACAACUGGGUGCUACGUGAGCGUGGUGGUGUUGGACGCUCGGACGAAAUCGGACGUGAAUGCGACACGCCAGAAGGCGGUGCUUGAGCGGCUGAGCGCGCUGCCCCUAGAUUGUUUACCAAACUAG
This is a messenger RNA of Postia placenta MAD-698-R-SB12, 729 nucleotides long. RefSeq lists its product as hypothetical. Bases 1 to 729 code for a protein of 242 amino acids. Gene Ontology annotation, molecular function: nucleotidase activity. NCBI's taxonomy places the organism in Eukaryota, Fungi, Basidiomycota, Agaricomycetes, Polyporales, Adustoporiaceae. The transcript is spliced from 3 exons. The record is from RefSeq and is a predicted model, not a curated record.